This is a messenger RNA of Bursaphelenchus xylophilus (pine wood nematode), 1121 nucleotides long. Lineage: Eukaryota; Metazoa; Nematoda; Chromadorea; Rhabditida; Aphelenchoididae. The record is from the annotation of a GenBank genome assembly.
AUGGAGAUGCCUGCUGAAGAAAUAUAUCUGAAGGCCGAGGAAUACUGGGCGAAAACUGCAUCCGAUGUCCAAGGAAUGCUUGGAGGCUUUGAGAAGUUGCAUAUUCCAGAUAUUAACGAAUCCAAGGCGUUUCUCAGUGCGCUCCGAAGUUCGGUAAGUGUUUUUGGUGUUAUGCUUGAAGUUUAGGCACUUCUGGAGUGGAAUAAGGUCGAAAUUAUGUUUAAAAAUGAGGUUAUCUCCGUGAAAGUCCGUUGUUUGCGAUUUAGUCACCUCUUUGAUGAGCUAUUUGUUUGAUUUUGGCUUGAAUUGAACGGGAUAUUGAGGGCAAACACUGUUUUCAAAACAAUGCAGGCCUAAUGUGCUCUUACUCUUACGAAAUUUAAUUAGUAUACGUUUAGUUCAUAGAAUUUUUGAAACCUGUCCGUUAUUGAUAAUAUUUCACGGUCUUUCAAUCAGUCGGGUCUUGUUUUUAUUACAAUUUUUCCAAAAACAUUUUCUCUAUCACCUAAAACAAGGUAAAUUGAUAAGAAACGCAAUAGAUUAUAAUUUUUGUUUUCCAGGGCCACUUAACUUCCUUUGACACGGCGUUGGACUGUGGAAGCGGCAUUGGGAGGAUAACAAAGCAUCUUCUUUUGCCGAUGUUCAAAAGGGUGGACAUGGUGGAUGUAACGGACAAAUUUAUUGAAAACUCUGCGAAAUACAUUGGCCCUGAGAAUUCACGAGUUGGUCAGAAGUUUGUAGAAGGUCUGCAGACGUUUGAGCCCUUGGCUGCGACAUAUGAUGUGAUCUGGAAUCAAUGGGUUUUGAGUCAUCUAACGGAUGAAGAUUGUUUGGAUUAUUUCAAGAGAUGCGUGGUAAGUCGAACCUUUUUAGUUGAUUUUUUUGAAGUUUAGGAAGGAAUAAAGCCCAAUGGAAUAAUAGUCGUCAAAGAAAACCUAACUUCAUCAAGUACGAGGGAUUUUGAUAGUGAAGAUCACAGCUGGACGAGGACGAAAGAAGAGUUCCUCCAGCUAUUUGAAGACGCAGAUUUGGAUAUUAUUAUGGAUAGGAAGCAAAGAAACUUCCCUAAGGGCAUGUAUGAAGUGAGAAUGUGGGCGCUAAAGCCGAGGAAGCAGGAGUAA